This is a messenger RNA of Cyanistes caeruleus (blue tit), 8745 nucleotides long. NCBI's taxonomy places the organism in Eukaryota, Metazoa, Chordata, Aves, Passeriformes, Paridae. The record is from RefSeq and is a predicted model, not a curated record.
GGCGNCGGGACGGGCAGAGCCGGCCCGGCGCGGGCGGGCGCAGAAUGUCAGCAGCUUUUUAUUGAUGAAAAACUGCUUGUUAUCACCAAUCUGCACAUGAAAUGGAAGGGGAAGAGAUUCUGAAAAACAACUUCUGUUUCAGCCUUACAAGAUGCUGCAUGAAGAGGAGAUUGGAACAUUCUGCUGCUUACAUAUUCAAGGCUCUUCUUAUCCAGUGAAGUUUUCUAAAAAUAUCUAUCGCAAUCACGAGUUUUACAUGAGCUGUUUUCAGCCCCAGCAUUCCCAAAAUGACCUAGAGUAAAAAGAAGUUUAAGUGACUGCUCUGCUUGAUCAAAAUGGUGGACACUGAAAACCAGCUCUAUCCCCUUACUCCCUUGGAGGAGGAGGAUAUAGACAGCCCAUUAUCUGGAGAGUUCCUACAAGAUAUGGAGAACAUUCAAGACCUGUCCCAGUCUCUAGGAGAUGAUAGUUCUGGAGCUUUAAGUUUAACAGAAUUCCAGUCACUGGGAAAUGGUCCAGGAUCUGAUGGAUCAGUUAUAACAGACACCCUUUCACCAGCAUCCAGUCCUUCAUCCAUUAAUUUUGCCUCAGCUCCAGGUAGCAUAGAUGAAUCACCCAGUGGAGCAUUAAACAUUGAAUGUAGAAUUUGUGGGGAUAAAGCCUCAGGCUACCAUUACGGAGUACAUGCUUGUGAAGGUUGUAAGGGCUUUUUUAGAAGAACAAUUCGUUUAAAACUCAUCUAUGAUAAAUGUGAUCGCAACUGCAAAAUUCAGAAAAAAAAUCGUAAUAAGUGCCAAUACUGUCGUUUUCAAAAGUGCCUUUCAGUUGGAAUGUCACAUAAUGCAAUACGUUUUGGACGAAUGCCGAGGUCUGAGAAGGCCAAACUCAAAGCAGAAAUUCUAACAGGUGAAAAUUACGUAGAAGAUUCAGAAAUGGCAGAUCUUAAAUCACUUGCCAAAAGAAUUCAUGAUGCCUACCUGAAAAACUUCAAUAUGAACAAGGUUAAAGCCAGAAUCAUCCUUGCAGGGAAAACCAAUAACAAUCCACCAUUUGUCAUACAUGAUAUGGAUACCUUAUGUAUGGCAGAGAAGACCCUGGUAGCAAAACUGGUAGCCAAUGGGAUUCAGAACAAGGAAGCAGAAGUUCGAAUCUUCCACUGCUGCCAGUGCACAUCUGUGGAGACUGUCACAGAACUCACGGAAUUUGCCAAAUCCAUCCCUGGCUUCUCCAACCUGGACUUGAACGAUCAGGUGACACUACUGAAGUACGGGGUGUAUGAAGCCAUAUUUGCCAUGUUGGCCUCUGUGAUGAACAAAGACGGGAUGCUGGUGGCCUACGGGAAUGGAUUUAUAACCCGGGAGUUCCUGAAAAGCCUGAGAAAGCCAUUCUGUGAUAUAAUGGAGCCAAAAUUUGAUUUUGCAAUGAAAUUCAAUGCACUGGAUUUGGAUGAUAGUGAUAUAUCCCUUUUUGUUGCUGCCAUUAUUUGCUGUGGAGAUCGUCCUGGUCUUGUAAAUGUAGGACACAUUGAAAAAAUGCAGGAGAGCAUUGUGCAUGUACUGAAACUUCACUUGCAAAACAACCAUCCCGAUGACAUCUUCCUCUUCCCAAAACUUCUCCAAAAAAUGGCUGACCUCCGACAGCUGGUCACAGAGCAUGCUCAGCUUGUUCAGAUAAUCAAGAAGACUGAAUCUGAUGCACAUUUACACCCUUUACUACAGGAAAUCUACAGGGAUAUGUAUUAAGGACUUCUAGUAUUUUUUCCACAAUAUUUAAAGACAGAGAAAUACAGAUGGGAGCAAAACUACUCGUACAGUUACAUGCUGUUCACUCAGCCCAAAGCAGGAAAAAUCAAAAAACUGGGGAACUGAGUGCUACAUUUUGGUUUGGGAUCUUUUGUCCUCUUUUGAAAAAGUGCGGCAGAAAAAUACUGGUCAGAGUGCUCAAUGAAGUGUCUUACAAUGGUUCUUUUAUUUGGAAAUUUGAAAAGAUUGGUAAGGAAUACAUAUUUGUAUAAUAAAUCAGAAUGUUAAGUAACAGAAACAAACAAAAUUGAAUUUCCUCUUGGCUUAGUCAUUUUAGUAUUAAUGUAACAAACUCAGCACCUUCCUUCCAGGUAUCUGCACAAUCAGAAAGAAAAUGCACUUUUGCCUAGUGGUAAUUACUGAGAACCAGGUAACACUUUUUCUUAGAGUAUUCAGUCUAGGUGUAGCAAAUGGCUGGAUAUUACUGUCCAUACACUUCUAAAAAUUUGGAAAGAUCUUUGAUCCAUUGCUGCUUUAAUUCCAUGAAAUGAUGUACAGCUUCAUCUAGUGUUAUGUUGGCAUAUUUAGGGUUAGCAUGUUUAAAAGACGGUUCUCUUAUGAAAUUAAAAUCCAAAGAGUUAUUUAAAAUACAGCAGAGAUGCUCCAACAGGUGUGUCUUGAAGAGUAAACAUGAUAAACUGAUGGGACCUUUUUGUUUCAAAAGUCUUUCAAGGAAAUGUGAAAAUAUACCCUGUAUUUUUGUAGAACUUAUAAUAGCUCAGGAUGCAGUUUUGACAUAAAAAUACUAUUUUGAAUUAGCAAGAGUUUUGGAGAGACUGAAAAAUCUGAUCCUACCCCAGGAAAAAAAAAAAAAUUUUAACUUUCUAGCAGUGAUAGCUAGAUCACUGCUAGAAAGAUCCAAAGGAAUGAUUGGAUAGGAAAGGCACCGGCCUCCUUUAAGUGUCUUGGCAGUAUAGUUGUUUGGACCUGUUUACUUUUCUGAUGAAUACACUGCUUCAUUUUUUACCCACUUGGAUAUUUUUCUAUUCCUUCUUUGGCCUCAUUGAUAGAAGUAUUUGGUACUUGUUUUCACCAGAUUUUGUCCUUGUGAAUAAGGCGACAGAAAUACCAUGAACAGUGUUUGUAGGUGUCAGACUGUGUCAUAGUAUGAAAGGCAGCACAGCUGAGAGUAAGUUUAUUGUGUUCCUAGGAGUAAACUGAUUUUUGCAAUAGCACUUGCUGUACUCCUGGUGCAAAAUAAGCCAAAAGGUAAUGGCUUCCUGACUUUGCCAUUUCAUGGGCUCUUUCCUCAGAGAGCUGCCCAGAAGUCCCAGCUGCAUGCAAGGCACUCUGCUGUUUCUCUUUCGUUUCUUUGAUACAGUAACUUCACAUUAUUACCUGCUAAUUUUACUUUCUGUUUCACAAAAACGAGGUCUCAGGAGCAACUCCAGUAUUUUCACUACAGUUAAGCUUUCAGUGGCACAGGAGGAGACUUUGUACUUGUUUUAUUUUUUGCAGCACAUUUGAAGACACCAGUAUCUUCACUGCAAGGACUGAGUGAUGAAGUGAGAACAUCACACUGUCAUUCCUAUUUUAGUGGCAAUGCUUGUUUCUGUCCAGGCCCACUGACACAGCUGGACACUGGAAAAAUUAAAGGUUUAAAGACAGCUUGGGAUUUAUCUGGACAAUGAUUGUGGCAGAAGUUAUAGAUAAAUAUAGAUAUAUUUAGUGUAAAAUAUUGAAGCCCCAAAACGGGCCCCAGAUUUGGUGAGCAUCUAGGGCAGGAUAGAAACAGUAACUGCAUGUGCACAAAACUUUCUCCCCUUCCCUGUUGUCAGCAGGAAGAACAGGCCUCAAAAACUGAAAGAGGAAUGUUGGUCUUGCCAGGAACCCUCAGAUGAGAAUGGGCUGCCUUUUGUGUCCAAGAGCAGUACACAGUGUGCCCUCAGAAACAAAGAGAGGAUUUUAGGAAUGCUGCUGCUUUAUUCUCCCAGCCAACCCUGUUUCACUGAGGAGCUGUGGGGUUUAGGCCAUGGAAAUAAUUGAUCUGCAACAUUGCUGAUGCAAAAAGUUGUCAAAAUAUCAGCCAUUCUGGGAAGGUGUUCUGAAACUGUAGGAGCCAACUGCUAGUUUAUCUUCUGAAAAACAUGGAUAACUUGAAUUAUUCUCCCCCAAAAGCACAGAUUUUUGCAGAGGGCAAAUUUCAAAGUUGUAUUCCAUAGUCUAGGUGUACUGUAGGUUCUCAGGAAAAUCAGAUACAGUGUGCCUAACUAUUUUUCCAGCUCUUGUUCUCAAAAGUGGCUAAAAUACUUCAGUAAUACUUAAAAACAUGGAAAAUUAAUAAUAAAUACUUAAAUUCUUAGCUAAGCUAUAAAGAAUUGCAAAUAGAGUAACUCAGUGAAAGACAUAACAUUUAGUUGUUUUAGCAGCUAUUUGUAACAAGGUCCUGUUACUAGCAUGAGAAAAGUGCAUAAUUUUUUUUGUUAUUUGAAAACCAGCAAGAAAUUUUUGACUACUUCCUUGGACAUUAAAAGUUUGAUUUCUGAUUUAAAUUAAAUUGCAGACCCUUAAUGAGAAAAAAAAACCAAAAAAACCCCCAAAGAACACAUCUCUGAAUUACCGAAAUAUGAACAAGAUGUUAACACAGCCUAAAAUUCUGGAUGGAUUCCACUGCCCACACUGCUGCCCCUUGCACAUUCCCACAGUUACUUCAAAGAGUGGCACAGGGCAGAAAAUUCCCUUCCCAGAGAAGUAAUGGCAAAAGAACUUCUCAUUUCUACAUUACGCUUUAAAGGAAUUAUAUUUGCUCCUUCAGGAGGUGACUCCAGCAGGUUUUGGCCAAGGAGAUUUUAAGGUUACUCAGUUUAUGUCCUUUUUUUUUUUAAUUUGUAAUCCAAACUAGUCUCAUACCUAUUUCUGAUUUAUUACUUCAUUAUUUCCCCUAUGUGCAGAUAAACUAAUACUUUAAAGUACUCCAUCUAUGGAGGGAAGUAAAGUGAUCAUAUUUUAGGAUUAAAAUGGUAUUGAAGAUUUACUGGCUCAUCAGGUACAGUCUGGAUCUGAUUCUUACCAACAUAAUUCAUUUUACUAUCAUAGCAUGGAAGAACUCUGGUUAGCAACCAGGCCCCACAAACAGCUUAAGGCAACAGAUAGGAGAUGGAUAGAGAAAUAUCCUGAGAAACAAUGGUGUGACUUAAGUUUUCAGAAAAUCUACAUAUUACUCAUUUUUGAUCAUUGUUUGAGGGGAAAAUAUUUAUUUAUCUGGUGCCCUAGGUACUUUUUGUCGAAGGGGAAUGGGGGAAGAAAAGGAUGUUUUUGUGCCAUGUAUUAGGGAAAUCUAUUCAUUCUUCUCUCCUUAAAUAUUUCCUUUAAAGCUGCUGUUUAAAAGAAGUUAAUUACUUUGUACCUUUCAACAUUUCUGAUCCCACUUUUGCUUUAAACACAAACUGACACCUGAAAGUUUCCACUUAUAGAAGCUGCAUCUUUCAUCACAUUUAAAGAAACCAUGUUUUGCAUUAAUUUCCAUUUCCAUGUGCCUUUGUGCUUUGGUUCCAGCAGCUGCUGCAGUGCUGCCAGAGAGCAGUUUGCAUUAUUCCUGCCCCACGCAGAUCUCGGAAAUACCAGCAGUUGCACUAAGCUCAUUCUCAUGAGAGAGAGUUGGCACAAGGCUGUACAUCAAAGAGCUUAUAAUAAGCAUCUAAACAUUUGUUUGUUUAUUCAAACUGCUGAAACUUGGGUAGAUUUAUUCAUCACGAGAGCUGGGUCACAUACGAUUGAGUUUGAAUUUCCUCCUUAUUUCUAAUAGAAAGCCUGGACAAACUUAGGCCCCAUCUGAGGCAGAAUAACUUGGGGAUAUCAUGCUGUGUCUGCAGAGGAACAGUUUCAGUCUCUCCUGAAAAGCUUCCUGUGACUUAGCUGAAAAUCUGCAACUGCAUUUGACAAAUGCAUUUGCAGCUGUUAUGGUACUGUUUAAGCAUAAGGUCUUACAAAUAAUGGUCCCUCUCAGAAACCUCUCGUCCUUUAGGAGGUGUUGGAAUGUAAGGUGGAGCAUGGUUUCUGUGCUUGCUUAUGUCCCAAGUGCUUUCCUGAUAAUCAGUUGCAUAUAAUUUUUGUAUUUAGGUUUAAUCAGCUUUAUUAUCCUUCUUUUACUGGAGAUUUAAACUAUAUGUGGGUUUGAUCUAAGAUUAUUGAUAUUGUUAUGUGUUGUGGGAUUUUUUUAAUUUCAGGUAAUACCAUUUCUUCAUGGUUCAAUUUAUAAAAUACAAGAAUAUAAUUGCAAGGUAUAAACUUUUAAGUUUAUAUCACUAAAUUAAUUACAGAGGUAAAUUAAUUACAGAGGUGCUUAAAGAAAAAUGUGUAAAUUAUUUAAUUUAAAUAUUUGUUACAUACUUCAUCUUGUGAACCCUUUGUACAGUGAGGAAGUAUUUACUUUUAUGGGCUAAGGAUGAAGGGGCUGAUGUCAAAGACAAAUAGCUAUUUAUUCAUGUCUGGUCUUUAUUGCUGUAUCAUUUGUGAAGAACUAUCACAAAUUCUUCAAAGUUAUCAGUGCUUGAUGUUGAUGAUUAUAACAAAAAUUCAAAAUAUAUUUUCACAUAGAACACAGACUUCCUUUUAUUUAAUUUUAAUAAAAGCAAGUCUUGUUGAGGAAUAGCUGCAAUCCCAAAAUCAAGUUUUUAAUUCAAGUUCACCAGUAGGAAAAAUGGUGUGCACAACUGAGUUAAUCUUUCUUUUGCAGCAUGGUAGCUCCUUUUCUUUUGAAAAGAGCUAAAAAGAAGCUGCAUUUGGUUGGUGCACCAGUUUCUGAGGAACUGACUUGUGGCUCACUGGGAAUAACAAAGUGUACUCUGGAUUAUUCCCUGUCACCUGCCCUGAGGGCAACCUGCUGCUUUUAUAGAUGUAUUUCAACAAUGAUUUGGCAGCGCAAAACAAAAUGUUGAAAUUGGAUUAUUGGCUUCUGUACAGGAGGGUUCCUGUGGGAUUUUAAACAGAAUUCAGAGUCUGUUUAGAGGGAUUGUGUCUGGUGCAUGUAGGUGCGACAGUCUGUGCCUACAGCAUCCUGCUAAGGAAAUCUGAUAUAGGGACAAAGGUAUCUAUCUUCUAUUUUGCUGUGUGAAUCACCAAACACAGUAGCUAUCACAAGCACAAUCUAUUACAAAUGUUCUAGCUAUCAUUUGUAGUUACUGCUUUUCAUUUGUAACAUGUAACAUUUUAUUUCCUCAAAUUGCUGCAGCUUGGCAUUUUCACUUCAUCAGUGUCACCACACAGGUAUGUUGCCUCCUAAGGUGUUUGUGUCAUUUUGCAAAAGCUCUGCUGGACUUCCCUGUGCUAACCUGAGGCGACUUCCUUUACAUUGUCACUUCACAUGACACAAACCAUCCGUGUAACUGAGCCCAUCCUAAAGAAGGCUGUUUCCUCCUUUUUUCUAUUGUGCUCACAGGUUUUUAAAAUCUUUUUCUGCUUCUGAAGCUGGAGUGGUUUUUAUCUUGAGCUCCUUUAUUGCAUCAGUCAAUCUUGUCAGAUUCCAUUGCUGUGGAUGUUUUGAAACAGAAUUCCUGUUGCAAGGACCUCAAUUUCAGAUGAGCUGCCUCUGCCAGGGGAUAGGCAACAUGCACAAGAGACUGAUCUGAUUACAGGCUGGACCUUAAAUAAGGACUGCAAGAUCAAGCAUAAGGUAUUUAAAAUAGUUUCACUACUUGAAGUACUAGUAGUAUUUUGGUGUAUUUUCUCAGGUUGGAUAUGCAGGUAAUCCCUGUCAUGGUAAAGACACCAGCCUUCUGCUCAAAGCCAGGAGUUUCAUGGCAUUCUUUCCACUUGAAAGAAAAAAGAUUGGCAGGAUCUUCUCUUGGGGAAGUCCUGAGCCACUGAAAUCCCAGCAGCACACCAGUCCUGGGUUGUACUGUGGGUGUGUAGGAGUGCAGCGUCACCAGGCAGCCUGUGUGGGAUGUGCUGCAGAGCUGGGAGCAGGUCACCACCCCACAAACACCACACCCCAGCCCAUCCAGGGGCUCACAUGGCUCAUCCCCACACACACAGCAGCUCUCUCCAUGCAGUCACAGUACCUUGGGCCUUUGGCAGAGGAGGAAUGUGCAUGGUUUAGUUACAGCUGAGUAAUAACGAGUCUAACCAACAUUUCAGUGCUAUCGAUGUGCUCCAGACCCUCCUCUGAGUGGCUGGACAAAGUCUGGUUUAGCAGCUUCUCGGGGGAGCUGCCUCCUGUGCAGCUCCUGCUGUUUCACAGCUCUUACAAACAGUUGCUCAGAAUUUUCUCUAGGAAUGCAGCACCACAGCUUAAGUGACCUGGGAUGUUGAAGGCCCCCCUUAUGUCUUAAAUGGUCUGUUAUCUGGUAGGACACAAAAAAAACCACAGUGGUGUUAAUGUUGCCAAACCCUAAUCAAUAGAGCUAAUAAAUGUUUCAUUAAAUCAAGAUAUCAAUAUUAAAGAGAAAACAAAACAGCUUAUUGUUUCCAGGCAUCUGUUUUUAAGAGGUUUUGGGUACAUUUUACUACAGUAAAUAGAGAAUGUAGAACGAGCAGACAUUUCUUUCAAGGAGUAGUCAAACCUAAUUCUCAUGGAAUGCUUGUUUCCCAGUAAAAACCACUAAUUCAAGCCAAGUUCCCAAGUGUUUUUCUGUUAGAACAAUGCAAAUGACACUUUCAAGGACAAAUGGAUGCCCUGGUCUUGCAGGGAUUUUUAGGAAAGACAACAUAUCUUGCACUUGUGAAUGUUUUAAGUCACACAUAGCUAUAUACAACGAUGCAUUCUCAAGCGUUACCAGCCUACUGAUCUAGGAUGAAAAAACUUGAACUAAAUAUUUUUUUUUCUUUUUUACAUUCUGAUUUUCUUCUGUCUUCUUUAAAAAUAAAAGGUUGAAUUCACAGUGUUUGUAUAAAGACUGGUAGGAAGCUAUGUGCUUUAAUCCUUUCAGACUGAAUGUAAACCAACUUAAUUUGAAACAGUUUUGCCUUAAUGGUUUUAAAAAAAUAAAGUAUUUUUAAAAGUGAA